Molecule: messenger RNA, 1096 nt
Organism: Thamnophis sirtalis
Lineage: Eukaryota; Metazoa; Chordata; Lepidosauria; Squamata; Natricidae
Source: RefSeq, a predicted model, not a curated record
CAUAUCCCCCGCCCCCAAUCCCUCUUUAUGGUACCGCGAUAACAAGUUGCCUGGAGUGAAAAGCGUUGCGUUUGUUUAAUGGCGGUAAUGAGGAGGACGUUGAGAUUGAAAAGCCGCCCCUAACUGCGGCAGGGUCAUAAUAAAGAGUAAUUGGAAUUAUUAAUAUGAUCAAGUAUGGCAUCCUAUUUGGCACAAGAAAUUCAGCUUGCUAAGCAGCAUGAAGAAAUAGUCUCUCGGAGAUUGGUGUUGCUUCAGCAGAUGGAGAGUCAUCUAAGAGACAAAGACGCUGAGCAGGCAUGGCACACGCAAGAAGCUGAUGCAGCUCAUAAAAGAAAUGUAUCCCUUUUAAAAGAUAUUGAGGCAGCAGCAAAAAAUCUACAAUCCAGAGAGCACUUGCUUCUCCACCCUGAAAUUGUUAACCUUGAAAUUCCAACCAGUGUCAACCAUGGACCAGAUAAAGGAGAAAAAGCAACCUUGCCCAUCCCUAGCUUCGAAGAAUAUCUAAGAGGAUGUCUAGGCCGUUUUGGAGAUGUCUCCCCUAUGUGAAACUCUAUUGUGCUCACACUAGUCUAUGCAUGAUUAAAACGCCCCCAUUUCCCCCGCAGUUGUUGCUCCAUGUGAUAAGAUAGGCACUUUUGCCCGAUCUCUCGUAUUAUGAUUGAAGUGUCGGCAUUCCGUUUGAGUUCCUGCAAUUACAGCCCCAUGUGAAAUAUCACCUUACCAGGUGUAACGGAGACAAGGAUCUAGUGUUAAAAAAUACAGAAUGAGUUAUCCUUUUUUUUUCCCCAGACCUUUACAAGGCAGAAAAUGCUGUAGUAGCACCUCUUGGAACUCUGAAAGGUUUCCCAAUGGAAGCUUCCAAAUUGCCAGCCAACUUUCCAGAUGCAACACCCUGGCUUUAUUGCACUGAAUGGGAAUGUUGCCAUUGAGCUAAGCUUGUUGUUCUGAUAAAAAUCCAUAUUUUUAUACCGAGGACUGGCUAGAAACUGGCACUUUAUCCCUUAAAAUAAUCCGGGGGGGAUCACGAGAGUUCCUUUUACAGAGUGAAAAAUACACACAGGAAGAUGUUUUCUAAAAGUAUUUUACCCAUAAAAAU